Ambispora leptoticha is the source of this 1542-nucleotide messenger RNA. The record is from the annotation of a GenBank genome assembly. Lineage: Eukaryota; Fungi; Glomeromycota; Glomeromycetes; Archaeosporales; Ambisporaceae.
AUGUCGACUACUGUAUUCAAUAAAAUUUUGGACUUUAUGAAAGAUGGACCAGUAAAGCAUAUUACAGCAGGGUCGGUAAUUUAUAAAGGCACAGAAGAAGACCAAACAAUAUCAAAAGAUGAGCUCUUAAAGUUGACGAUUAACGCAAUUCGGUCCAUGAAAAAUAUUGCUGGUGAAGAUUCUGAACGCUUUAGAAAGAUUUCCAAUAUUCCUUUAGAGCCUACAAGUACAAGUUAUGACUUCGAACGUAGUGAAGGGCGUUUCGUCUCUGUGGAGUUAUAUUUAGAUAAGUUAUCGUCCUUGUGGCGGCCGAACAAGGAUGGCAACUUUAUGAUAUUCGAAUGUGCCUAUGAAACUGUCUGUAGCCUACGUGAUAUCAAGGCGUUGAAUACGGGUGAACAAAUUCUCCUUGAUGACGAUACGAUAAAGAAAAAUAUAAGAUAUUUACAAGGGAGGCUUUCGGGCGAUUCAUCUCCCCUUUCUGUAGAACUUUAUCAAAACGUGAAAAACAUUUCCAUUACAAACCUAACCUGGAAAGAUCCUCUAGCCAGUCGAGUCAUAAGUGAUGAUUCAAUCGUAGUAGAAAAGUUGUCACCUAAACAGCAUCAAAAUUUUAUGAAACCAGCACGUAAUAUGGUCGUCACACUCCCAGACUCGAUCCAAGAUAAAUGCCAUGAGUUCGUAUCAGGGUUUUCAGAAGAAUAUACUGACGACUUAUGUAUAAAACUUACGCAUAAUGGGAAAUGGAAAGAGUCGGAUGAAACCCUUAUAGGAGUUACACAGGAUAUUCUUGAUGUAGUGGCCGAUGUUUGGAUGAAUCCAGCAUUUGGACCGGAACUUAUGAAAACACAAAGUGAGGGAACGUAUGUAACAGAUGUAAUAAUCCCUUCGAUUCGGGCAUCGUUGAAAGGGCUACCAUAUAGGCAAUCUGCAUUUAUCAGCACUGCGGAGCGACAAAGCAUUGCCAGCGCGGAUAGGAAAGGGGAUGGAUAUUUUGGAAAACGGCCAGAUUUCAUGUAUUUACAAAAACGGGAAGGUAAGAUAUUUGAGCUUGUAUUUGGCGAAUGCUCACGUUUAUUAUGUAGCGAUACCAAGAAAAGGGAAGACGAAAUAAAAUUAUGGAGGGAAACAAACGAUGGUAUGUUUUGGAUACGACAAGGCUGUAAACCGGAAAAAGAUCAAUUUGGGAUUGUGGGAAUUCAGGUAGCAGGGACCGAGAUCCAGUUGAAUGUACUCAUUAGGGAUAACCUUGAUACACAUCGAUAUUAUCAUCUGAAAAAAACACAAAUUCCCAUACAGUGGUCCGAACAAGCCUUAUCAACUUUACCUGAAUUUGUUGAGUUAUUGCUGAAUUUACGGAAUAUCCUGAUCGUUAAUUUAUCUCUGUUAAUGCAAGUACCCACAAGUAAGACACAUCGCGUCGAAAAAAGUACCACGGUAUCAUCACCUAGAGAAGAAGUACUUGACGAACAAAAUAAAAAGAGACAGAGAAGAUCCAAGAAAACAUUAGGAUCUAUUAAGCAUAGAAGCGCGUUUUUUUAG